AUGGCUGGAGAUAUACCUGAGGGAAGUGGUGUCCCUAAGGAUUCUUCAGUUGACUUUGAUGAUCCCUUAUACAUACAUCCAUCUGAUAAUGCAGUCACUUCCAUAAUAACUAUCAAGUUGACUGGUAAUGAAAAUUUUCGUUUAUGGCGUAGUGCAAUGACUAGAGGCCUUAAAGCUAGAAAUAAAUUAGGUUUUGUGGAUGGAACUAUUGUUCUUGAAAAAACUGAUGAAACAAAAAAAUCUAAAUGGGAACGUGUGAAUGCUGUUGUGUGUAAUUGGUUGUUAGGAUCUAUAUCUGAAGCAAUAUAUGCUAGUCAUGUUUAUUCUGAUAAUGCUAAAGAUAUUUGGGAUGAGUUGUUUGAAACCUAUAAUAAGGCUGAUGGUUCUGUGAUUUUUAAUAUUCAUCAGCAAAUAAACAAUUUAAAACAAAGUGGUUCUUCUCUUUCAGACUAUUAUAAUAAACUUGAUUCUUUAUGGAAAGAGUUUAAUGGCUUGACUAGUUUGUCUGAAUGUGUUUGUGAGGCUGCAAAUAAACUAAAUGAUCAUUCUAAAAUGAUGAAAUUAAUGCAAUUUUUAAGUGGUCUUGAUGAUGUAUAUAAUCAAGUUAAAAGUCACAUUCUUUUAAUGGAACCAUUACCUACUGUUAAAACUGCUUUCUCAAUUCUCUCUAGAGAAGAGUCUCUUCAAAAGAAUGGGUCCUUGAGUUCUGUUAGUUCUUCAAAACCUCAAGUGUCUGUUUUUAAUAUUAAGGUUAAUGAUUUUAAAAGAGGUCAAGGUCAGAAUAGAUUCAGAAAUCAAGGAUUACAGUGUAAGCAUUGUAAUCUUAAAGGUCAUACAAUAGAAAAGUGUUUUAAAUUGAUUGGAUAUCCUAAGGAUUUUAAACAAAGAAAUGGAAAUAAUAAUCAAAACAAAUCUGCUUCUGUGAAUUCUUCUUCUGUUGGUCCUAACAGCAGCUCUGUGGUUGCUUCUGAGUCUGGUAGUGAAUGUCAUUAUCUUACUAGUGAACAAUAUUCAAAGUUUCUUCGUCUUAUAAAUGAGAAUUCUGGUAGUGAGGAUGUACCUGCUGCUGCAAAUAUGGCAGGUACAACAACGUAUUGUUUUAACUCUUGUGUUAUUCAAAAUAAAUCUCAAAGUUGGAUUGUUGAUUCUGGAGCAAAUCAACAUAUGAUAGCCUCAGAAUCACAACUCCAAGACACUGUGGAUGUGUCUAAACUAAAUCUACUUGUAAAACAUCCAAAUGGUUCUUCUGCAAAAAUAAAUAAGAUUGGGAAUGUUCAACUGUCUUCUAAUCUUACUUUAUUUGAUGUUUUUGCUGUGCCAGAUUUUAGUGUUAACCUUUUGUCUGUACAUAAAUUAUGUAAGGAUAAUGGAUGUGAAGUUGUUUUCUCUGAACAUAAUUUUAAAAUUCAGGAUUCACUAUCAAAGAAGAUGGUGGAGAAUGGUAGAGAAUCUGGGGGGUUAUAUUAUCUAGAUCAUGUUCCCUCAGGAAAUGAUUCUCUUCCUCCUUGUGAAUUUAAUGUUAGUAUUAAGGUUGUGAGGUCUGAUAAUGGUACUGAGUUUGUGAAUAAUCAAAUGAAAUACUUUUGUGUUGAAAAAGGUAUUAUUCAUCAGACUUCCUGUUCUUACACUCCACAACAAAAUGGAGUUGUGGAAAGGAAGCACAAACACAUUCUUAAUGUUGCAAGGUCACUUUUGUUUCAGUCAGCUGUUCCUGUAAAAUAUUGGGGAGAUGCUGUGUUAACUGCAGUUUUUUUAAUAAAUAGAAUGCCUACAUCAGUUUUAAAUGGAUUAUCUCCUUAUGAAUUUGUUUAUAAAAAAACACCUGUGUUUGAUUAUUUGAGAGUUUUUGGUUGUCUUUGUUUUGCUGUUAAACAAAAUGUUUCUGAUAAGUUUUCUGAACGUGCUGAAAAAUGUAUUUUAUUAGGUUAUUCUUCUGAUAAAAAAGCUUAUAAACUUCUUAGUCUUGAUACUAAUACUUCUUUUAUGUCCAGGGAUGUGAAAUUUUAUGAAUCUGUUUUUCCAUUUAAAUUGAAGUCAACUAAUGUUGACAAAAAAUUUUCUGAUUUUGGCCCUAAUGAUCCAUUUUCCUAUGAUGAGUUUGAUACUAAUGAAUACUUAAAUGAUUCUAUUAAUCUUGAUGAGCUGAGAGUAGAAUCACAACUGGAUGGUACUGAUGCAGCCAUUCACCUGGAUGAUAUCAUUUCUGAUAAUGAUAUUAAUCGUAGUGGCGAGGCAGUUGUGCCUCCUUCUGAUGAUUUUGUUCCUUCUUCUUCUAACAUUUCUGAGGAAAGUAGUCAGUUAUCUUUAAUCCCUUCUGUUGAACAGUCUUUAGGGUCUUCUAGGUCUAGACGUGAGACUCAUAUGCCUGUUAAGUUUUCAGAUUAUGUUGUUGAAGGCAAGUAUAAAUAUGGAAUAGAAAGGACUGUUAAUUAUUCUUCUUUAGACAAUAAUACUAAAUGUUUUAUUUCAAAUUUAAAUAAAACUGUUGAGCCUAAAGAUUAUAAGGAAGCUUUAACUGAUCCGAAUUGGGUUAAAGCUAUGAAUGAAGAGAUGGAAGCUCUCCAUAGAAAUAAUACCUGGGAAAUUACAUGUUUACCUAAGAACAGAAAACCAAUAGGCUGUAAGUGGGUAUUUAAAAUUAAAUACAAGUCUAAUGGUGAAGUAGAAAGAUAUAAGGCUCGUUUAGUAGCUAAAGGAUAUAAUCAAAGGGAAGGAAUUGAUUUUGAAGAAACUUUCUCUCCUGUUGCAAAAAUUGUAACUGUUAGAAUAAUUGUUUCACUAUCUAUACAAAAUUCUUGGCCUUUGUAUCAGUUAGAUAUUAAUAAUGCAUUCCUAUAUGGUGACUUAACUGAAGAUGUUUAUAUGUCUCUUCCUCCUGGAUAUUUUUCUGUUGGUGAUUCUAGAGUUUGUAAACUUACAAAAUCUUUGUAUGGUCUAAAACAAGCUCCUAGGAAGUGGAAUGAAAAACUCUGUUCUUCCCUGUUUAUGUUUGGUUUUAAGCAAAAAUUGUUACAUGAGUAUGGUAUGCUUGGGUGUAAACCUGUAAAUACUCCAUUGGAAGCAAAUUUUUUGAUAAAAGCUGAUGAAAAUGAAAAAGAAAAUGAAAAUCCACUGUUAAGUAAUAAAACUGAGUUUCAGAAACUUAUUGGUAAAUUGAUAUAUUUGACAAUUACUAGGCCAGAUAUUUCAUAUGCUGUCCAGUUCAAUGCAUAUCGAUUGAAGGCAAACGGGAAACAAGUUGCGUCGCUAGCCCUUUGUGGAUAG
This is a messenger RNA of Lactuca sativa (garden lettuce), 3264 nucleotides long. The record is from RefSeq and is a predicted model, not a curated record. Lineage: Eukaryota; Viridiplantae; Streptophyta; Magnoliopsida; Asterales; Asteraceae.